This is a messenger RNA of Eutrema salsugineum, 1065 nucleotides long. RefSeq names its product ATP-dependent DNA helicase PIF1-like. The transcript has a single exon. The coding region runs from base 1 to 1065 and encodes 354 amino acids. Gene Ontology annotation, biological process: DNA repair; telomere maintenance. The record is from RefSeq and is a predicted model, not a curated record. NCBI's taxonomy places the organism in Eukaryota, Viridiplantae, Streptophyta, Magnoliopsida, Brassicales, Brassicaceae. Gene Ontology annotation, molecular function: DNA helicase activity.
AUGGGCAUGAAAAACCCAGAAGCUGCUGAUAAAGAGUUUGGGGGAAUCACAGUAUUGUUAGGUGGUGAUUUCAGACAAAUUUUACCAGUAAUCCCUCAAGGCAAUAGACAGGAUACUGUAUCAGCAUCUAUUAAUCGGUCAUAUCUAUGGGAAAAACGUAAUGUGUAUGUCCUUAGCAAGAACAUGCGUCUAAACGCUGAGGAGAAAUUGUUUUCAAAGUGGAUUUUGGAAGUGGGAGAUGGAGCAGCCAAAAAAAUAACAACAUCUGAUUCCAAAAAUUCAGAUACAAAUGACAUAGAAGUGGCAAAAGAUCUACUAUUACCUUCAACCCAAAAUCCAGAAGAAGAGAUUUUCAAAACCACAUACACAAAUUUCAAUGCUUUUUUCAACAAUCACGAAUAUCUAAGAGGCAGAGCAAUUCUAACCCCAAGAAAUGAAACCGUUGAUGAGAUCAACGAAUUUAUUCUGUCAAAGCUAGAAGGCAACAUGAAAAAAUAUCUGAGCUCCGACAGCAUAGCAAGUGAGGAUACAAAUGUAGAAGAUAAGAACACAUUCUACACACCAGAGUAUCUAAAUAGUCUUAAAUGCUCAGGAUUACCUAAUCAUUGGCUGCAACUGAAGCUCAAUGCACCAAUUAUUCUGAUGCGGAAUAUUAACCAAAAAGAAGGCUUAUGCAAUGGAACAAGGUUGUUGAUAACACGGUUAGGGGAGAGAGUGAUAGAAGCAGAGAUACUCACAGGGACAAAUAUUGGGAAAAGAAUCCUUAUACCAAGGAUUGUCAUGACUACAGCCGACACCAAAUGUCCUUACAAAAUGAGAAGACGACAAUUCCCAGUCCGAGUUUGUUAUUGUAUGACAAUUAACAAGAGUCAGGGACAAAGCCUGGACAAAGUUGGUCUGUAUCUACCUAAACCAGUUUUUAGUCACGGACAAUUAUAUGUCGCUCUCUCAAGAGUUACAUCCAUGGAAGGACUCAAAAUCUACAAUGCAAAAAAAGAACAACCAGGAAGCAAAGGAAUCACAAACAUUGUUUACAAGGAGAUAUUCAAUAAUAUUCAUGCAUAA